CCGCCCCCUCCAUUUUCCUAGAAAUCGCAAACCCCACCACACCGAUAACCUAAGCUUCAAAUUCAGAAUAUACCACCUCAAACUACGCAGAAAUUCUGCACGCGCCCGAACGCCCAACACCCACCACUGCCGGCGAUGAGCACCACCGAGGGAAAGGCGGACGCCGCUGCGGUGGAGGAGAUGGCGCGGUCGGCGACCGCAUGGUGCGCGAUGCACGGACUCGUCGUCGGGGACCGCGCGGACCCGAGAUCAGGAACAGUUCCUGGGGUUGGGUUGGUCCACGCUCCAAUCUCCCUGCUCCCGUCGCGUCUCCCGGAGUCUUUCUGGAGUCAGGCGUGCGAGCUGGCCCCGCUUUUCAACGAGCUCGUGGAUCGUGUUAGCUUGGAUGGGGAUUUCUUGCAGGAUUCCUUGUCCAAAACAAGGCAGGUUGAUGAUUUCACUUCUAGGCUCUUAGAUAUUCACAGGAAGAUGAUGGAUGCAAACAAGGAGGAGAAUAUCCGACUGGGGCUGCACCGAUCAGAUUAUAUGCUGGAUUCAGAAACCAAUUCUCUUCUCCAAAUAGAGCUCAACACUAUUUCAGUAUCUUUUCCUGGGCUUUGUUCAAUAGUGACUGAGCUUCACAGGACCUUGAUCAAUCAGUAUGGAAAUUUAUUAUGUCUAGAUGCCAAAAGGGUUCCUGGAAAUGAUGCAAGCCGUCAAUUUGCUAAAGCAUUGGCCAAAGCAUGGGAUGAGUUUAAUGUUGACAGUGCUGUAGUUAUGAUGAUUGUGCAGCCCGAAGAAAGAAAUAUGUAUGACCAAUACUGGCUUGUCAAAUAUUUGAGGGAAUCACAUGGCAUAACAACUAUUAGGAAGACCUUGUCAGAGGUGGAGGCUGAAGGCCAGGUUCUCCUUGAUGGAACUCUUGUUGUAAAUGACAGGAAGGUCGCUGUGGUGUAUUUUAGAGCUGGCUAUACACCAAACGAUUAUCCUUCAGAAGCAGAAUGGAAUGCAAGGCUUUUGAUGGAACAAUCAUCUGCUGUGAAGUGUCCUUCAAUAUCAUAUCAUUUAGUGGGGACCAAGAAGAUUCAACAAGAACUAGCAAAACCUAACGUGCUUGAAAGGUUUCUUGAAAAUAAGGAGGAAAUUGCCAAGCUCCGUCAAUGCUUUGCAGGGCUAUGGAGCUUGGAUGAUGAAGAGGUUGUCAAAUCUGCGAUUGAAAACCCUGACUUGUUUGUCUUGAAGCCUCAACGUGAAGGCGGAGGGAACAACAUAUACGGUUUUGAUGUGCGAGAGGCUCUGAUCAGACUCAAGAAGGAAGGAGGAGAUGCUCUCUCAGCCUACAUACUGAUGCAAAGAAUCUUUCCCAAAGCAUCUCUCGCUAGUCUGGUCCGUGGUGGUGUUUGCCAUGAGGCCCUCACAGUAUCUGAGCUUGGGAUAUAUGGAGCCUACCUGCGGAACAAAGAUAAGGUGAUCAUCAAUGAUAAGUGUGGUUACUUGAUGCGAACAAAAGUUUCUUCUUCGGAUGAAGGCGGUGUUGCUGCGGGAUUUGCUGUUUUGGACAGCUUAUACCUGACCGACAAGUGACAUAACCUCAGGAAUACCAGCUACAAAUCCGAACCAGCAUUGACCUACCAUGGAUUUAGCAUUCUGUUGCAUCGGUCGCAACAAAUGAGAUGAACAAAGUUGCUGCACAAUUUGCAGACGUCAGCCAUUAGCAUACAGCACACUGGGUGAAGAAUAAAUGUCAUGUAUAGAUGACAUGUUUAUGUAUGGAAAAUAAUCCCCGUGAAAAAAACGGAUUACAAAUUCUUGUUUCGUGGAUCACUACACCCUUGACUCGGGGCCAGGCAGUUGUGUUAUGCACUGUUAAUGUGAAUUUUCAGCGUUGCCAUUUCUGUUGGUCAAUCAUAUACGAAGAAGUUAAAAAUUCUGUGA
Molecule: messenger RNA, 1914 nt
Organism: Triticum urartu
Lineage: Eukaryota; Viridiplantae; Streptophyta; Magnoliopsida; Poales; Poaceae
Source: RefSeq, a predicted model, not a curated record